AAAGAUCAAUAUUUCCGGUUUCGGUUGCUGACAUGAAAAUCUUGCAAGAAAACAGAAAAUAAUGAAUAAAAUGACAUCUCACGGCACAUUAUCAGAUUCAGAAGAAGAUGAGAAACCAAGUUUUAGUAGGCCUCCAUCCAAAAUUAUGAAAAACAAACCUUAUAAAAGGAAACAUGAUAUUAUGAUGAAUUACAAUGCCGGAUACUUUGAACAAGGUGGAACAGAGGUUAUAGAAACAUCUGGAUCUGUACAAAAGAGUUUUUCAGAUUCCUCCGAGGAUGAGAGACCAAGUUUUCAUCAACCAACACAAAAGAUGGGAAGUGAAAUGAAGUUUGUUACUAAAGGUCAUGCUAUGGGUGAUGCAUCAAGUGUUGGAAGUAGUAGUACUACAGGAAGUGAAACAACAGGCACGAGUGAAAGUGAAGGUGAACCAGCAGCUAAAUUUAUCAAAGUGAAUACAGGACCAAAACAACCUGUACAGAUGAAUGACGCUGUUGGUAAAAUGAUGGCUAAGAUGGGUUAUCAAGCUGGUAAAGGUUUAGGUAAACAUGGCCAAGGUAGAGUGGAGAUUGUAGAAGCCUCCAAACAGAAAGGAAGAAGAGGUUUGGGUCUAUUUUUAGAAGGAUUAGAAGCUGAAGAUGUUGAAUGGAACUUUGAUCUAGAGGAGUUGAUAAUAGAAGAAACAGUUGAUUGGUUACCUAAAUGUACUCUGCCUAUUCCUACUCUAGAUGAAAUGAUACAAUGGAAAGUUAUUGGUAAAAAAAAAAGAUCAAUAGAUGAUGAAACGAAAUAUAUUUCUGAAAGAACAUUACAGGGAAUAUUAAAAUCAAAGAAUGUGUUUGAUAUUUGUGAUCCAGAAGAAAUGAGACGAGCGAGAACGAGAUCUAAUCCCUAUGAAACAAUUCGAGGGGUUUUCUUUCUCAACAGAGCAGCAAUGAAGAUGGCUAACAUGGAUGCUGUGUUAGAUUUUAUGUUUACAACUCCUAAAGAUCCAUAUGGUAAAAACCUAGUUGCACCUAAUGAGAUAUUAUACUUUGCUGAUAUAUGUGCUGGACCAGGUGGUUUUAGUGAAUAUGUUCUCUGGAGGAAGAAGGGAGAUAGUAAAGGCUUUGGAAUGACCUUGAAAGGUCAAAAUGACUUCAAACUGGAAGAUUUUUUUGCUGGCCCUGGUGAAAUGUUUGAACCAUUUUAUGGCGUUGGUGGAAUCGAUGGUGACGGUGAUAUAUUUAACCCCGAUAAUCAGGACGCUUUUACUAAAUUUGUACUUAAUAAUACAGACGGCAAGGGUGUCCAUUUUGUAAUGGCUGACGGAGGGUUUUCUGUUGAAGGACAAGAAAACAUACAAGAAAUAUUAUCAAAACAACUUUAUCUGUGUCAAUGUUUAGUUGCCUUGUCAAUUCUUCGAGAAGACGGCCAUUUUGUAUGUAAAUUAUUUGAUCUGUUUACACCGUUUAGUAUGGGAUUAGUAUAUUUAAUGUAUUUAGCGUUUGAUACUGUCUCUAUAUUUAAACCUGUAACCAGUAGACCAGCUAAUUCAGAAAGGUAUAUAGUCUGUCGUAAUAAACGUGCUGGUAGUGAACAUAUCUGUGAAUAUAUGAAGCAUAUUAAUCUCGAUCUAUGUAAAUAUUUAGUCUCUACAUCGAAGGAGGAUGUCAAUGAAAUAGUCCCACACGACACUAUGAAAGAUGACACAGAUUUCUUUGAUUAUAUGUGGGUGUCCAAUGAAAAUAUUGGUAGAAAACAGAUUAUAGGUUUAAAGAAAAUCCAAGCUUUUUGUCAAAAUAAGGAUCUGUAUGAAAAUAGACAAUCAACUGUACGUAAAGAUUGUUUAAGAUAUUGGCAGGUACCUGAUGAAGUUAGAGCAGCUCCUAAUCACAGAGAUCCAGAAGGCAAAUUCUCAGAUUUAAUGGAUAAUGAUCCGUAUGAUUAUAUAAAUCAUUCACCAGAUCUAUUAGAUGAGUUUUCUAAAAGUCAUAUAAAGAGUGUGUACGAUUAUAUGUGUACAGUUAGAAGUGAUCAGAAUACCUAUUAUUUACUAGGACUAGGGAAAUCACAUGUAUUUAAAUUAGAUAGAGGUAAGUGGACAAAAGUUGAAGAAAGAAUAGAAUUACCAUAUCGAACAUUACUAGAGGCUGAAACAGUACAAGAAAUACGCGGAGAGGGUAGAGGUCAAAAAAGAAUUAAAACCAUUCACAUUUUAGAUGCUUUGUUUUUAUGUGGUAAAGAUGUGCGAUCUCUACAUUUUAAAGAAAGAUUAGAGAGUUUAAAGAAGUUUGUAAAAGCCGUCCAGAAACCAAGUAGAUCUGAUUUAUCUCCCUUAGUUGUAUCACAUUAUUAUAAACUAGAAGAAGUUGAUCAAGUCUUUAACAGAUUAGAUAUGAAGGUUGUUAAAGGAAGUCAGGGUAUGCCAAGAUUGUGUUUUCUUACACCAGAUAAUACCUACUAUCAUCCUGGUGGUAUCUACUUCUUAAAAACUGUUAAAGAACCAUGGAUGAUGUCAAUUAGUAGAUCCAGUAAAAGAAAAUACUGGUACAACACUCAUACGAAGGAAGCUGUUUAUGACUGUCGUAAAGAAAGCAUUGCUACUGCAAGAGACAGUAAAUUAAAGAGUUUAUUUUGGAAAUGGGAGAAAGGUGUCUGUGUACAUGAUAGUCAGGAACAUACAGAUAUAAAUAAACUAUCGCGUGAUUCAUUUCUAGAGUUUAUACAUAGAUUAAUACCAGUAUGAAUACACAGUCAAUAAUACAGUCAAGGGCAGCAACAAACUUUGAGAGAUUUUGAGAUUUAUAGAAACGAGAUUAUGAUGGAUGAGGAAAAACACAGAAUUGGAAUAAUGUGCUAUGUUUUGUGUAGAAAUAUUUGCUAUCUGUUAGAAGAGGGGGCAGUACCUUUACAACCAGUCAUUAAAGAUGGAUUAUGUACGAUUUAGAUAAAAGCUGACCAUUGUUUCUAUAAUAGUUUAAAUGAAAAUAGAUAAUGAAAAAUGAAUAUAUUGAAAAUUUUGUUCAAAGUUAUUUAUUCUGGCCGAAGUUAUGACUGUUUGAAAAUGUAGCCUAAAUCAUUCAUUAUCAUAGCCAUGGUACUUGACAACCGAGACUAAGUUUCGAUAAAUCUCGCUGGUAUUCCAAUCCAUUGAAAUCUCGGCUAUCUGAUGAUCUAGAGAGUUGAUCAGAGGCUUGUCAUGUGAAUAAAUGUCUAAAUGAUAGUUUAUAUAACAAUUGAAGCCAACAGAAAGACCGGCAGAUUUAGUCAUGUAUGUUUUCAUCUUUAUAGGGUAGGUGUACAACAAGAAAAUUAAUGCUAUCAUGAAAUUAUUGGUACCAAGAAAUUAUUGUUAGCAAGAAAUUAAUGAGAGCUAGAAAUUAAUGUGAGCGUAAACUUUAUUCUAGAAAGUUAUUAGUGUGAGCUAGAAAUUAAUCUAGCAUGAAGUUAAUCCUAGCAUGAAAUUAAUUCUAGCAUGAAAUUAAUAUGAGCUAGAAUUUAAUAUGAGUUAGAAAUUAAUGUGAGCUAGAAAUUAAUGUGAGCUAGAAAUUAAUGCAUCAAAUGCAUUAGUGAUUUAACAGGUUAGACAGCUUUAAGUCUUAUAAUGUACAGUUACGCUUUGUUAUGUUUCAAGUCAUAUGAUGUACAUUUACGCUUUGUUAUGCUUCAGGUCAUAUGAUGUACAGUUACGCUUUGUUGCGCUUUAAGUCAUAUGAUGUAUAGUUACACUUUGUUGCAUUUCCAGUAGGACGUUAAAACCCAUUUCAUUUCAUUUGCUGCAUUUUAAGUCAUAUGAUGUACAGUUACGCUUUGUUAUGCUUUAAGUCAUAUGAUGUAAAGUUACGCUUCACGUCAUAUGAUUACAGUUACGCUUUGUUACGCUUCAAUAAUGUUUUAUUUGUUUUUGUUAAGAAUUAUUUUUAUAUGUUUCAUGUUUGUAUCAAAAUAAUGCACAAUGAUUAUUCAUCCCUGAGUUCUACUAAAAUAUUUUACAUAUGUUAUGGAGUUGUUGCUGAAGAUAACCAAUUCAUAUCAUUUAUACCGCUUUUCAUAAUUCAUUCAUUUAUUUGCCAAUUAACCAAAACUACACUUAAAUGACUCUUAUAUGGUGUCUUAAUUCCGACUAAUUUAUGACGUUCAUAAAUUUGUAUAUAUUUUUUUUUUUUUAUUAAAUCCAACAUUAUCAUUACGUAUUUUAUUGUUAUAAUUUUUGUCAUUUGUAUAUUUCUGUCAUAUUGAUCAUAAUCAUUGUAAAUUAUUACUUAUACAUAUAUUAUAUAUACAGGAUACAGGCAUGUUGCUUCAGUGAAUACACGUAGAUUAGCAAUUUUCAUUAUUGUGUGGGGGGUUUUAUGGCUGAAUGAUUAGCACAUGCGCGCUUUAUCACAAGGUCUGUCAUUGAGGCAACUGGUGUGCUUUUGAUUCCCCGGUUGUAUGUGACAAGGAGUAGAGUCGCCUGUCCAGCCUCGUGGGUUUUCUCUGGGUCCUUCGGGUUCCUCCUACUGCUAAAGACCCCUACGCGCAAGCGAAUUAUGGAAAUAAAAUUGAACAAUAUGUUAGUCCUGAAAUGAGCUAGUUUGUGUCGAGUGGACGUUAAACCCCAGUUAUGAAACCAUUUGGGAUAUAAUGACAUAAAAUUGAAAAUUUUGGAUAAAAUGAACAAAUUCAUUUUUUUAAAACUAUUCCAAAUGUUUUAAAGGAACAAUAACACUCUUGCUGGCUUGACAGCUCCAAAAAAUAUAAAAUAGCCUUAUUCUAAGUACUAGAUGUGUUAGUGUCCUACCUGUUGUGUAAAUUAUCCAUUAAAUCCUAUUUUACUUGUCCAGAGGGUUCAAAAAUAUUUUUAAAUCCAAGUCACAUUUGAAAAGCUUUACGUCAGGUUUUUCAAAUCAUUUAGUUGAAUUUUUCCAAUUUUUUAAAUUAGGUGUGUUAAGAUGAAAUUUGUAUCAUCAAUUAAUUGGAAUAUUGUAAAAUAGAACAAUUUGUUGACCAGAAUAAAGAUUGGGACAUAUUAUUCAGUUACAACAAGAGUGGUAUUGAGCCUUUAAGAGAUUCUUGGAAUAUAUAGUCAUAACAAAAAGAAAUAAACAUCAUCAAGACUAAAACUAUACAUAUUCACCCGAUUAGAUUUUAUUACAUACUUCGAGAAGGUAUUUGUUGAGUAAUAAAACCUUCUAGUAGUUUAUCGAGGGCUGGCCGUCCUUACCACAUGGCACAAAUAUUAUCACCACUAGAAGCAACAAAUUCCAGAACAAGCCAGAACUCAUACCAAAAUGGCUGCUUUAUACAAAUGAGUAUUUAGGGGAAUACUAACCCGAACCCUAACCCUAACCCUUUUAAGAGAAGUAAAAACUAAAUUAGACCCAAGUUCAGUUUUUUAAAAAGGGUUAGGGUUCGGGUUAGUUAUCCCCAAAAUUCUCAUGUAUAUAAAGCGGCCAUUUUGGACUCCGGAAGCACCCGAACCUCGAUAAACUACUAGAAGAUUUUAUUUGUACCGUGCGGUAAGGACGGCCAGCCCUCGAUAAACUACUAGAAGGUUUUAUUACUCAACAAAUACCUUCUCGAACUAUGUAAUAAAAUCUAAUCGGGUGACAUAUUUGCAUUAGACCCCCUGGUUAUGGUUAUGACUUAAUUUUAGAAUUUACUCAAAAUUGUUCUACUUAUUUUAACUAAAAUAUAGCCCAUGAUAAAACUUUUGUUGUUUUAAUGUGUCAAAUACAUCAAUUAGGGACUAUGUGCAAAGUUUUGUGCUUCUUGAUCAAAGAUAUUUCUCAUAAACAGUGAUUGAAAGAUGAGUAAAUUCUUAACUUAAGUCUGAGAAUGCUUUGUGAACUCGGGGCCUGAAGCCUAUCUGCAUAAUGCUUUUGUUGAUAUUAAUUAAAAACUCUGUCUUUAGUUCACUAUGUAAUUCAUGUUUAAAUCUCCAUAAGCUUGGUCUAGAAAAUUUAUAAAUUGUUGUGUCUACAUGUUGUAUUUUCUUCAAACAAAUGUUUAUAUCUGUCAUAUGCAUGAAAUACGUUGUGACAAUACUGUGUUAGAUAUUGAUAUACAAUUAAAAUGUAUAUACAUGUAAUUGUGUUAAAUGCUUAAUAAUUGGUUAAGAAAGUUUGUGGUGUAUUUACUGAGACCCAAUGAAAAUGCUCCACUGAUUUAACUGGAAGUUCAGGCAAGCCAUAAUAUUAAUGCAGCAGAAAUGUGAUUUUUGGCAUGAUUUAGGCUGGACAGUUACUGACGCAAGAAAAUCAACCAACAGGAGGCCACAACACCUUUAUUUUGUAGUGAAAAGUUGGUACAAAAAAAGGGGUAAAAUAUCAGGGUAUCAAAGUCGUUAAGUUGUUUGUCCACCUAGUAGUCAGACAUGCCACAUGGACGAGAUAUGUCUCUAAAUGGCUGCCAAUGAGAUCUUUUUGCACUCCCUUUGUAAUGCUUCUUCUUUUAGCUCUGGAAAUCGUGCCGUAAAGUUAAUGCAAUGGCGGUUCUCUGUAGUCAGGUGUCAAUAUUCACAUAUCAUUGUCUUCCACAGAAUUAUAGAAGUUGUCCUGACCUUAUCUGCUUAAUGUCCACAUUUUUAACCCCAUGCCUGUACCAUAAAUUCGUUUCAACGUUUCUUUUCUGUUUAAUUCAAUUUUCUUAGGUGCUAUCAUCGUGAUCUGGGGCCUGUUUCGCGAAAUUUUAACUAAGAUAAAAUCCAAAUUUUAGUAAUUUGGUUGGAUAAUAUUAGAUUGAUUUUAGUGCUUAGCCAAUCAAAAUUGAAGUAUCUACUAAAAUUUGGAUUUUAUCUUUAGCUAAGAUUUCGAGAAACAGGGCCCAGAUGUUGUUCCCCUUAGAAUUGCAAGAUGGCGUCUUACAAACAAGAUUUACCCUCAUCCAGUUAUAAAAGUUGUGUGUUUUUAUUGUGGCUCAGUAAAUAAUCAGUGAAAUGGUAUCAUUUGUUAUAUUUGUUGUGUUAUAUUUUACAUAAUAUCAUGUUUAUCAUCAACAUUCAGUCAAACUGGUUAUUAUUCAUUCUAACAUUAAAGGUUUUUUUUUCUAAUUUUAUCACCAUUUUGUUUGAUUUAUACUACCCUGUUUCCAAAAUAUGUCCAAUUCAUUGAUUAUACC
Molecule: messenger RNA, 7083 nt
Organism: Patella vulgata (common limpet)
Lineage: Eukaryota; Metazoa; Mollusca; Gastropoda; Patellidae
Product: cap-specific mRNA (nucleoside-2'-O-)-methyltransferase 1
Exons: 24
Coding region: 62-2728 (888 amino acids)
Biological process (GO): 7-methylguanosine mRNA capping
Cellular component (GO): nucleus; cytoplasm
Molecular function (GO): methyltransferase cap1 activity; nucleic acid binding
Source: RefSeq, a predicted model, not a curated record